AUGGCAGUGGAUGAGAAUCUGCAGGACAAUGGCUUCUUCAGUUGGGCCUCCCCUGGGGCAAUGGACUUCAACACGCUUUUCCCACAGGAGACGGAGCCGUCAAAUGGUGGAACGGGGCCGGAUGAGCAGUCCGUUCCAGCCUUGUCCAACUCACCGACUGAUGAGCCCACCGAUCCCGCAUACCUCAUCACCAGCAAGCUGACAGAGCUGCUCCUCGACAUGGGUAGGCUCUGGGCAAAGAUGCCCGUGAAGUCAACGCUGCACCUGGCGCAAAGGAACUCACACGAGGAACACGUCAAGAACCUGACGGACAAGAUAGCGUCCAAGGCCGCACUGGAAAGUAUCUUCGCCCUCAGCCAACGACUCAUCGACCUGUACCAUGAUGCCAUCAGCACCGCCCUGCCCCUGGACACCGGGCCUCCCCCUACCUGCGACAUUCCAGACUGCACGCACAGCCUCGAGCUGCCCCCGGCGCUCGACGACAUUGAGAAGCAGAUUUCCGGGCAGGAAGAGGCACCCAGGACCGACAUGCCCCUGGCAAACGUCCUCCUGUCCUGCCACGCCCGCCUGCUGGACCUCGUCGACUGCUUCUUCCUGCUCGUCACCUCAUGCCUCCGGGUGACGGUGGCCAGCCCGGACCGGCGGGAGCCAGAAUUCAACGGGCCCGAGAUGCGCGUGGGCUCUUUUGUCCCGCCCAAGACGGCCGCCGUCUCAAUGCAGAUUGCCCUGCUGAAGCAUUUGAUGGUGGGGCUUGUCGGACAGGCUGGCCUCGUUCGGCACGGCUGUGUCGUCUCGUCCAAGGGGUCGGCGGCAGCAGCAUGGAAGCGCAAAUCCUCGCUUUGCAGCAUCAACUUCUCACGACGAGGCACGCCUCAUAUCUGGGGCAUGUUGGCACCAUUGAGGACUUCUUGA
Messenger RNA from Diaporthe citri, 912 nucleotides. RefSeq lists its product as uncharacterized. Lineage: Eukaryota; Fungi; Ascomycota; Sordariomycetes; Diaporthales; Diaporthaceae. The transcript has a single exon. Bases 1 to 912 code for a protein of 303 amino acids. The record is from RefSeq and is a predicted model, not a curated record.